CCGGGUUUCACCCGGACAGUGCACGGCUACGGAGGUGGGAGCACGCUGGCAUCGUUUCUUAUAGUUCGUCUCAAGGAGAGUUCGUUAUUACGGAUUGUGGCCGCGACCGGGCAUUUCAGCUAUGGCACCAAAGAAGAAAAAUAUUAAAAAGAAUAAAGCAGAAAGCAAGGACACGACUGUCAUUGUGGAAGAAAGUACAAUUAUCCACUUAAGUGGCAUGAAUGGCCUUGUGGAUGGAGGCAACGGUUUUAGUUGUAUUUCGACAGAGAUCUCCAACUUAUUCCACAGUUCUAGUCUCUUAGAAGCAAUCAACAGAAUGAGACAGGAAAAUUUUCUGUGUGAUUUAACACUUUCCACAAAAACCAAGUCAUUUGAAGUCCACAAAGUCGUGAUGGCUUCUUGCAGUGAGUACUUCAAGAACAUCCUAAAGAAAGAUCCAUCUACCCAAAAGAUAGACCUCAAUGAAAUAUCUCCAGUGGGCCUUGUCACAGUCAUCACUUAUGCCUAUUGUGGAAAGAUAACAUUAUCCUUGUAUACAAUUGCUAGCACCAUAGCAACAGCCAAUUUGCUCCAGAUUAGUUCUCUCGUAAAAAUGUGCUGUGAUUUCUUGAUGCAGGAAAUCAACGUAGAAAAUUGCAUGUAUAUUGCUAAUAUUGCAGAAACAUAUGGACUUAAAAGUAUCAGCGAAGCAGCACGUAAAUUCAUAACUGAAAACUUCUUAGAAUUUUCAGAAAGGGACCAGUUCUUGAAGUUAACCUUUGAACAAAUCAUGGAAUUCAUGCUGGAUGAUGAACUACAGUUACCUUCGGAAAUCACGGCAUUCCAGAUUGCAAUGAAAUGGCUGGAUUUUGAUAAUAAAAGGGUUAAAUAUGCCGCAGAUUUACUGAACACCAUUCGAUUUGGUACCAUUUCAGCACAGGACCUGGUGAACUAUGUCCAGACUGUACCAAGAAUGAUGCAAGACCAAGAAUGUCACAAAUACCUUGUAGAAGCCAUGAACUAUCACCUCCUUCCCUAUCAACAAAACACCUUGCAGUCUCGAAGGACAAAAGUUCGUAGUGGUCUCAAAGUUCUAGUAAUAGUGGGUGGCCGUCAAGAACUAACAGAGAAGUCACUCAGCAGAGAUGUUAUAUAUAGAGAUCCUGAGCGUGUUUGGAACAAACUUGCUGAAAUGCCUUAUAAGAGCUUCAAUCAAUGUGUGGCCGUGAUGGAUGGAUUCCUCUAUGUUGCUGGCGGCGAAGAUCAAAACGAUGCUAGGAAUCAAGCCAAGCAUGCUGUGAGCAACUUCUGCAGGUACGAUCCUCGAUUCAAUACAUGGAUUCAUCUGGCAAGCAUGACUUAUAAACGUACUCACUUCAGCCUCAAUGUCUUUAAUGGUUUAAUCUUUGCAACUGGGGGGAGGAAUUCAGAGGGUGUCCUUGCCUCGGUUGAGUGCUAUGUGCCAGCAACCAACAAGUGGCAUUUGAAAGUGCCUUUGGAGGUGGCCAGGUGCUGUCAUGCUAGUGCAGUGAUUGACGGGAAAAUCCUUGUAACUGGAGGCUAUAUCAAUAAUGCAUAUUCCCGUCUGGUCACUUCCUACGAUCUGUCAGCUGACAGCUGGCAAGAUGCAGCCAACCUUAGCACACCGAGGGGAUGGCACUGUGCCAUCUCCCUUUUAGAUCGUGUUUAUGUCCUGGGUGGGAGUCAGCUAGGAGGUCGCGGGGAGAGGAUAGACGUGCUCCCUAUAGAAUGCUACAACCCACGUUCAGGCCAGUGGUGCUUUGCAGCCCCUCUCCCUGUCGGCGUCAGUACCGCUGGUGUUACAAAUCUUGACAAUAGGAUCUAUGUAGUAGGAGGUUGGAAUGAAGUAGAAAAGAAGUAUAAGAAAUGUGUCCAGUGUUUUAACCCAGAUCUCAACGAAUGGACAGAAGAAGAUGAUCUACCAGAGGGGAUAGUGGGUUUAUCCUGUUGUGUUUUCACCAUGCCUAGGCAGAGAACGCAAGAAUCCCGGACCAGUUCAGUGUCAUCAGUUCCCGUCAGUAUUUGAGGAACAUUUUUAGUCAAAACCACAAUUGCACAAAAAAUUGUUUGGGCUUAAAUUAAUAAUUAAUUUUCAUUGUUGAAUACAAAAGAAUUAGAUUAAAAGGAACAAUUAGAGGUAAAUCAUUGCCGUUAAAAGAUGUACAUAUCAUAAUGGUGUGCUUCAGUUCAUUGUUUUCCUCAAAGGGGAAGAAAGUCAGUUACAAAGGGGUAUCUCAGCAUGGGUCGUGUAGUAGUUAGUGUAAUGCAAUUACAGCUCAGGACAUCAGAGUUCAGAGUUUAAUUCUGAUACCCUCUGUAAGAAGUUUGUAUGUUCUCCCCAUAAACGCCAGGCUUUCCUCUGGAUGCUCCAGUUUGCUUCCACAGUCCAAAGAUAUAUCAGUUGGUAGGUUAAUUGGUCACUUUAAAUUGUCCUGUUAUUAGGCUGGUGUUAAAUCAGUGGGUCGCUGGGUGGCACGGCUUGUUGGGCCGAAACGGCCCGUUCGCAAUGCAUCUCUAAAUAAAUAAAAAUAAAAUAGCCAGUCCACACCUGCCAGGACAUUAAUGUAACAGCCUCAUCAUUAAAACUUGGAAACUUUUAUAACUGCUUGAAGUUUAAAUAUUUGGUUUGUUAGAUUCAUGCAUUACAAAUAUUCUUUUUCCCCCAAUUCUUUUGAAGUAUUUAGUUCCUUUUCAGUAUCCACUAUAAUGAGCUCAUGCAUAACUUUACUGGAGUCUGUCAUAGAGUCAUUGAGCACUACAGCACAGAAACAGGCCCUUCAGUCCAUCUAUUCCAUGCCUAGUCCCAUUGACCCACACCUGGACCAUAGUCUUCUCUGCCCUUCACAUCCAGGUACUCAUCCAAAUUUCUCUUGAAUGUGGAAAUCGAACCCACAUCCACCAUUUCAGCUGGAGUCCCAUUCCACACUUGCAGCACCCUCUGAGUAAAGAAGUUCCCCCUCAGAUUCCCCUUAUAUAUAUCACCUUUCACCCUUAACCUAUGACCUCUAGUUCAAGUUUCACUCAGUGGGAAGUAACAGCAAGUCACUUAUCCUUUAGAAAAUCAGUCUUCAAUCAUAUCACACAAUCUUGCUUAUUCCAUCAAUGCAAUGCAAACAGACACGGUUUUUUUUUAAGCAUAAGACAUACCAGCUGUCUUUUGAUAUCAAAAGUAUGAAAGGAAUUGGUCAGACAAAUAACAAAAUCUUUUGGAGAAUUCUAGAUUUUUCUAAAGAGAUUCUUGGUGAAUACUCUUGGGAAGUUUGAUACCCAGUUUUGCCAAAGCUGGCUGUUUUAUUGAGAAUGAUUAGUUUUUAAAAUGAAAUUUUUAAAAUCUAUCUUUAUUACACUUGUACUUUGUUAAUACAGCAGAGUCCAUUGAAUCGCAUGCUUUUGCCUACUGUUCAGUGACUCAGCAUUAUAUUUUUUGACCAAACCUUCAACGGUUUAUGACUCAGCUGUUUUAAAUUUUCCAAAAUAAUAUGAAGAACAGAGGAUUACACAAUCAAACAUUAAUUUGGAAUGGGUCACAUGAUUUAUCACUGGCGUAUUUUUGCUUUAUCCUCCUUGUAUCUACCCCACCUUGCCAUUUCAACAUAUUGUUGGGUGACAGGGUGGAGAUGCAUCUCAACCAUAGAAGGUGUAAGGCACUCCUUCCCUCCGCUGGCCUGUAGGUCACCCUUGGGCAAGGUGUAGCACCUGCUUAGUCGUCCCCCCCCCCCCCCCAGCCAAAUCAGGAUCAUGUGAAGCCAUGAGGGGAGGUGGUGGAUAUUUGUACAAAUAGCUAGUGUAUAUCACAAGGCCUGGUUAUGUGACCACUGACACCAGUCUGACAAUCUCUUAAGGCACUUGUAAAGGCACUCUCAGAAGGUGGGAAUGGCAAACCAUUUCUGUAGAAAACUUUGCCAAGAACAAUCAUGGUCAUGGAAAGGCCACAACCACCUACCUCAUACAUCACUGCACAUAACAGACAUACUGGAGUAUGACUAUACAAGACUUCUCCAAAGCCAAAUGUUUUUUUCGCAUCUUCUCCCUUUACCAUUCCUGCCAACAUUUCUGGAGAUUUUUUUUUGAUAAAGUAAUCUAUCCCUGCUUUGAAAGUCUUCAACUUCUUCUGUUCCAUCUCCCUUUCACUUGAAUUACCCCAACUUUAUCUCUCAUUCUUAAAUUCCUUCCUACCAUCAUAAACACAAGAGAUACUGCAGAUGCUAGAAAUUCAGAUUAACACACACAAAAUGUUGGAGGAAUUCAGCAGGUCAGAUAGCAUCUAUGGAACUGAAUAAACAGUUGACGUUUCAGAUCAAGACUCUUCAUCCAAACCCUUUGUGUGUGUGUGUGUGUGUUAUUCCUGCCACCAAACUGGGGUACCACAAUUCCUCUUGCAUACUCACAUCCACGAGGCCAACUAUUUGGUCCCAUUGUACAAUCGUACAUUAUUAAUCAUCCACAACUGCACCAGUUUCCCCCUUAAGAAAACCACCGUCAGAUGCAAUUAACUUUCCUGCUAUUAGUCUUGUCCUCAAGUCCCCAAGGUUCAACUGUUCUGCUGUGGUGUACAGGACUCUCCCAUCUGUCACUCUUCAUUCUGAUUUCUGCCAAUAGCAUCUGUUCAAGCUAUCCUUUGUAAUUUCCCAUUCUGAUUAUCCUCUUACCUCCUCCCUUCUUCUCACCUAUUCAUCACCUCCCCCCAGUGCUCCUCUUUUUCCUUUCUCCCAUAGUCAACUCUCCUCCCCUAUCAGAUUUCUUUUUCUUCAGUUCUUUACCUUUUCCACCUCUCACCUGCCAGCCCCUUCCCCUUCCCCCACAUUCUUACUAUGGCUUCUUUUCCUUUCUUUUCCAGACCUGAUGGAGGGUUUUGGCCCAAACCAUCUACUGUUUAUUCCCCUUCAUAGAUGUUGCUUGACCUGCUGAGUUCCUCCAACAGUUUGUGUGUGUUGCUCCUUUGUAUUUGCAGCUUGUCUCCCUUCAUCUUCCUUUAACCUUAAACAGAUCAGUUCCCUCUAUUACUACUCUUCGUGGUGAAUCCUAAUAGCACUCUCCUCACAAGGUUCCACUUGUAAAUUUCUCACAAAACAUUAUGUCUCCUAUAUUAAAAUGGACCUGUAGUUCUUACUUGACCUUAUAUUUACAUGAAGCCCCCCAGUCAUAUUAGGACAUAAGCAACAGGAGUAGAACUCAGCCCGUUGUCCCACUGAGCCAUUCAAUCAUUACUGAUUUAUUAUUCCCUCUCCUGCAUUCUCAAGGGAAUAGAUUUAGGAUGGAGAUGAUUGAAUGGUGAAGCAGACUCAAUGGGUCAAAUUGCCUAAUUCUGUUCCUAUGUCUCACUGUCUUAUGAGGAGAAACUGCUUUUCCUAGAGAGCAGUGAAUCCGUGGUAUUCUCUGCCCAGGAAGGAGUAGAGGCUACCUCCCUAAAUAUAUUUAAGACACAGUCAGAUAGAUUUUGGCAUAGCAGGAAAAUUAAGGGUUAUUGGGAAAAGGCAGGUGGGUGGAGCUGAAUCCACAGCCAGAUCAACGCUGAUCUUAUUGAAUGGCAGAGCAUGCUCGACAGGCCAAAUGGGCCACUGCUGCUCCUAGUUCUCACGUUCUCCCCAUAACCUUUGACGCCUUCACUAAUCAAGAGCUGAUCAAUCUCUGUGUUAUACCCAAUGAUUUGGCCUCCAGAACCAUCUGUGGCAAUAGAUUCCACAGGUUUACAACCCUCUAGCUAAAGGAAUUCCUCUUCAACUCUUUUCUAAAGGGACGUUCUUUUAUGUUGAGGCUGUGCCCUCUGGUCCUACAUUCCCUCACUAUAGGAAACACCAUCUACACAUCCACUCUUUCUAGGCCUUUUAUAAUUCAAAAGGUUUCCUCCUUAUCCUUCUAAACUUCAGCAAGUACAGGCCAAGAACAAUCAAAUGUUCCUCAUAUUUUCCAAAGAUAAUGAGUUUGCUUUCUUGAGUCUACCUGCAGAGUGAAAAGUUACUCUCUCCUGCCAGUCAGGAACAUCGCUUUCCGUUAUCUUUAGCAGUGCUGCCUGUCCAACAUCAAAUAUUGAUGAGGUGGAGCUAUCUUGUGUCAUAAGAUCAGACACCUGUGCUGAGUUUAUUUUGUUUUCUUUCCAUUCACUCAGUCCAGUAUCAAUAUCAUUUGACCCAGUAGCGAAUUUCAAAUUGGACGUCCUCCUGUUAACUAUUUUCAUCUCCUAGCUUAGUUCCACUGUACAGAAGCCUAUUCUCUAUCUCUCCUGCUCCUGAGUUUGAUCUUACAUGAACUCCAGUAUGUCUAAAAUUCAAAACUUACUUACUUACUUCAAGUUGAGUGCAAAAGAUAAAGCUUAGCUUUAUUUGUCACACGUACAUCAAAACAUACAGUGAACUGUAUAAUUUCUAUCAAAUCAAAUAUGCGAGGGUGUGCAGGGAGCAGCUGGGAGGUGUCGCCACGUUUGCACCACCAACGUAGCAUGCCCACAACUUUCAAACCCGAACCUGUAGGUCUUUGGAAUGUGGGAGGAAACCCACGCUGUCACGGGGAAAACGUGUGAACUCCUUACAGGCAGGGUCAGGUAUUGAACCCCGAUCAGGGGUUGCUGGCUGGGCUGUAAAGCACUGCGCUAACCACUCUGGUUCUGGACUGCCUCUACAAACCCUCCACCUCCACUGUUACAACCUAAUUGCCUGUCAAACAUAUGUCAUUCAAGCUAUACCAUUUCAUCCUCUCCAUUGGCUUCCUAGCACCAGCUUCACCCCCUCCAUCAAUGCACACCCUAGGAACAGAAGUUAUCUGCCUAAAUCUAUUAUUCACUUGCAAGAGGCUCAUUAAAUCUUUUGAAACAUGUCAUAAAUUUUCUUUUUGUUUUUGAACUCCUCUCUGUAGCUGUUCUACCCAUUCUGUGAAAUAAUUUGGGAUAUUUCAAUGCUGUUAAAAAUACAAUGGAAUUGCAAGUUGUUGAUUUUGCCAAAGAAUUGUAUUAAAAGAAUCAUGAGAAAAUUCAAAAUUGUUUGUGUUGGCAAGAUUUCAAUUUCUUGAUUUUUUUCUUUGACCCUGCUCAAUGUCAAUUAGCAAAACAAAAUUAUAAGCUAUAAAAUUUUUGAAACUCAUAAUCCAUGUGGUGACAACAGGAAUUCUGCAGAUGCUGGAAAUUCAAGCAACACACAUCAAAGUUGCUGGUGAA
Messenger RNA from Mobula hypostoma (lesser devil ray), 7147 nucleotides. It is a transcript of the gene klhl31, whose product is annotated as kelch-like family member 31. Gene Ontology annotation, cellular component: cytoplasm; nucleus. Gene Ontology annotation, biological process: negative regulation of protein phosphorylation. The transcript is spliced from 3 exons. Lineage: Eukaryota; Metazoa; Chordata; Chondrichthyes; Myliobatiformes; Myliobatidae. The coding region runs from base 122 to 2026 and encodes 634 amino acids. The record is from RefSeq and is a predicted model, not a curated record. Gene Ontology annotation, molecular function: protein binding.